GUUUUAAUCUUUUGUAGUUUGUGUCAACAUGCAACUUGUUCCCCCUGCAGGGAGCCACUGAGCGUUCAUCUCAAAUCGAUUGCUCUGGUCUGCCACCCCCCUCUAACCAGGAAGUAAAAUAGCUCCUGUCUUUUCACCCAGCGGUCGCUAGUCCUAAAUGGUUAGCGCGUUGCAAAGUGCGUCAAAAUGACCGAGGUAGUGAACGGUUCGGACUUCAGGGGAAUUACGGUGCAUGAUUUCUCCGAGAAGAUCCUGGAGCAGGUCGUCCACUUCCACGUGAUGAAGUUGGACGGCGGCUUCUUUCUGUGGGUCGGUUCGGCUCCGGUUCUGUCCAACCUAGCGGUUUCCAUGAGCAGCAAAUACGAUUUAAUGCCGUUGUCUACAUUGGUGAUGGGGGAUCCGUCCAAUACUGCUGCAAACUCUUUGGCACAGAGGCUAGCAAAGAGGACCAAAAAGCAAGUAUUUGUGAGUUACAGUCUUCCGAUGACGGAUUCCAGCCUCAGUUUGUUGGUGGAAAACCGGAUCAAAAAGGAGCUGGAGCUUCAUCCUGAGAACUUCUGAAGCACAUCGCUCUUUUGGACAUUUACGUACAUAACAUCACAUCAGCGCCUGCUUCUUUUUUCUUUUUUUUUACUCUGCUGGAACCAAAACUUCCCAACAUGCGUGCACACAAGAAAAAGCCACACACAAGCAGUCACAUCCACUGUUCUUUUAUUGACAUAAUAAAUUAAGUGGUUUAUUAUCAAAACACGUAGGCCUAUGGCUUUCUGUACAAAUGCAUCUUAUUAAAAAAAUAACACUUAGAAAACAGCA
This is a messenger RNA of Fundulus heteroclitus (mummichog), 813 nucleotides long. RefSeq names its product proteasome (prosome, macropain) assembly chaperone 4. Lineage: Eukaryota; Metazoa; Chordata; Actinopteri; Cyprinodontiformes; Fundulidae. Gene Ontology annotation, biological process: proteasome assembly. Bases 187 to 561 code for a protein of 124 amino acids. The record is from RefSeq and is a predicted model, not a curated record. The transcript has 3 exons.